This is a messenger RNA of Symsagittifera roscoffensis, 1312 nucleotides long. RefSeq names its product glutamyl aminopeptidase-like. NCBI's taxonomy places the organism in Eukaryota, Metazoa, Xenacoelomorpha, Acoela, Convolutidae. The transcript has 2 exons. Gene Ontology annotation, cellular component: cytoplasm. Gene Ontology annotation, molecular function: metalloaminopeptidase activity; zinc ion binding; peptide binding. The record is from RefSeq and is a predicted model, not a curated record. Bases 8 to 1312 code for a protein of 434 amino acids. Gene Ontology annotation, biological process: proteolysis; peptide catabolic process.
CUGGAAAAUGUCGGACAAACUAGAUAUUUUGCUCACAUGGAGGUUUGCAGGAGGCAUGGAGCAGCCGGGACUGAUUCCAAUCAGUGCCAGUUACGUAGAAAAGCCAGUUGCUCUAAUCGGAAUUCUUAUACACGAGUUGGUUCACCAAUGGACGGGUGGUUUAAUUGUGAACGACUGGUGGUCUGAUUUCUGGAUCAAUGAGGGACUAACUUACUAUUAUGCAGACGAAGUUGUCAGAGAGGCCGUGAGACAAGAAGUACUACCGUCUUCAUUUCUCCCAACUUAUUACCUAUACUCUCACUACGACAACUACGCAAUCACUCAAAAAGUCCAUACUGUUCGAGCAAAUGAACACUUUUAUGGAUUUAACAUGGCCCUUUUUUACAAAGCAAGGAAUGUUGCUUUUAUGUUAGACACUGCAAUGGAAGGCAAUCUUUCAGUCUGUCUCGGAUUAGCGAUGGAAAAUUACACUUUCAGAUCUUUGUCAGGUCUGACGCUCAACAAAGAACUAUCUAAUUGUCCUCAUUCGAACCUUAACGUAGUUAACUUCAUGCAAUAUUGGCUUUAUGAAGAGAUGCUUCCAAUUUUGAAACUAGAACUGCAAAAUGAAACUGCUAUUUUUACUUAUUCGCUCCUCUGCGAUUUAGACGCUAUAAAAAAUGCAAGUUGCGAGACGCAUAAAAAAUAUACACCUCAAUUUGCGAUAAAAUUUCAGGACCAAGAUUAUAACUUGCUUCAAAAAGUUCAAAUUAUUUCCGAUUUUCCUUCUGAGAUAAAACUUAACUUUUCAGUGGAGGACAACCAAUUAUUCUUCGUAAACGCGUUUGAAGGGAGAAAUGUUUUGGUUCAAUAUCCUGAGUUUGUUUACGAAGAGUUUUUUAAUUGGAUUGAAUCAGAAAAAUUCACAUACGAUCGCCCGGACAACCAUUUCCUAUUGAUGUUUAUAAUGGACAUGCUUCAGUUGUCAGCAAGGGAACUAAUCAAAUCUGAUUGGACAAUAAAAAUAAGGAACAAACCUUCGGAACUAAAGAAAAUGGGAGCAAAGAGAUACGUGGAAGACAUUAUAGACGAUAUCAGCACACAUUGUUUUGAUCAAAGCUUUUUCCUGACUUUAACCGGAAACUAUCGAGGUUGGGAUAACAUUUCUUCGCUUGCACCUGUCAGUACAUCCAAUUCUACUCGUGAAAACUGUUUCGUAGACACUGAGGAGAACAUGAAUAUCCAACUGAAUAAUGAGCGUCUCAGGACCCUUAUAAUGUUUGCACUCAACGGCCACGAAUUUUGGGCAAAUCUAUAUGGAAUAAUUUGCUAA